This is a messenger RNA of Talaromyces proteolyticus, 696 nucleotides long. RefSeq names its product Mn superoxide dismutase SodB. The transcript is spliced from 4 exons. Gene Ontology annotation, molecular function: metal ion binding; superoxide dismutase activity. Gene Ontology annotation, cellular component: mitochondrion. NCBI's taxonomy places the organism in Eukaryota, Fungi, Ascomycota, Eurotiomycetes, Eurotiales, Trichocomaceae. The record is from RefSeq and is a predicted model, not a curated record. Gene Ontology annotation, biological process: superoxide metabolic process. The coding region runs from base 1 to 696 and encodes 231 amino acids.
AUGUCUGCCUCGCUCCUACGCACUUCCACCGCCCGCAACGCUCUACGCGCUGGAGCUUCGACUCGUCGCUCUGCCGGCCUUGCUGGAGCGAGCUUCGUCCGGACCAAGGUUACUCUUCCCGAUCUUGCAUAUGACUACGGCGCCCUGGAGCCUUCCAUCUCCGGUCAGAUCAUGGAAAUCCAUCACAAGGGCCACCAUAACGUGUACGUCAAUGGCUUCAACACCAACAUCGAGAAACUGCAGGAAGCGCAAGCCAAGAACGACAUCGCCGCGCAAAUCGCGCUGAAGCCUUUGAUCAACUUCCACGGCGGUGGCCAUAUCAACCACUCUCUGUUCUGGGAGAACUUGGCUCCUAAAAGUGCCGGUGGUGGUGAACCUCCUUCCGGCGCCUUGGCUAAGGCCAUCGAUGAGACUUACGGUAGCUUCAGCGAAUUCCAGACCAAGUUCAACAAUGCCCUAGCUGGUAUCCAGGGCAGCGGUUGGGCUUGGCUUGUUCGGGACAAGGACACUGGCGAUGUGUCUAUCAAGACCUUUGCCAACCAAGAUCCUGUCGUCGGCCAAUACACUCCUCUUCUAGGUGUUGAUGCCUGGGAACACGCAUACUAUCUUCAAUACCAGAACCGGAAGGCGGAGUACUUCAAGGCCAUCUGGGAAGUCUUGAACUGGAAGGCUGCCGAGAAGCGCUUUGGUGCUUAG